GGUCACGGAGAUCAAAACCAAUAUAUUUGUCACAAGCUUUGGCCCAGUUUCAGAUACUGAAAUGGAAUACACCAUUGAUGUGUUUUUCCGACAAAGCUGGAAAGACGAGCGCCUGUGUUUCAAAGGACCCAUGGAGAUGCUKCCUCUGAACAACCUCCUGGCCAGUAACAUCUGGACCCCAGACACAUUCUUCCUCAACGGGAAAAAGUCUAUCGCCCACAACAUGACCACGCCCAACAAGCUACUGAGACUGAAGGAUGACGGAACGCUGCUCUACACUAUGAGGUUAACCAUAUCGGCGGAGUGUCCCAUGCAGUUGGAGGACUUCCCAAUGGAUGCUCAUGCUUGCCCUUUGAAGUUUGGAAGCUAUGCCUAUCCAGUCUCUGAGGUGGUGUACCUCUGGCAAACCGGUGCUGCCAAGUCUGUAGUGGUGGCAGAAGACGGAUCCCGUCUCAACCAGUACCACCUGAUCGGCCAGACUGCAGGCUCUGAGGACAUCUACACYAGUCGAGGACAGUACACCGUCAUGAUGUGUCACUUCUACCUGAAGAGGAAGAUUGGUUACUUUGUCAUUCAGACCUACAUGCCCUGCUUCAUGACCGUGAUCCUGUCCCAGGUGUCCUUCUGGCUCAACCGUGAAUCUGUACCAGCCAGGACCGUCUUUGGUGUCACUACAGUGCUGACUAUGACUACUCUCAGUAUCAGCGCUCGCAACUCGCUGCCUAAGGUGGCCUACGCCACAGCCAUGGAUUGGUUCAUCGCUGUGUGCUAUGCGUUCGUCUUCUCCGCACUUAUCGAGUUUGCCACCGUCAACUAUUUCACCAAGAGGAGCUGGGCGUGGGAUGGCAAGAAGGCCAUGGAGGCUCAGCACCCAAAGAAAAGGGACCCUAUGGUGCUUUCUAAGAAGCCCAACAACGUCUGUACAGCARGAGURAACUACACCCCCAACAUCACUAAGGAUAUCUCUAUCUCCACCAUCUCCAACAGCACCUCCAUACAACUAAGAUCRUCUGAAACAGAAGUMCUGGACCCCAAGAAAACCUACAACAGCGUGAGCAAAAUCGACAAAAUGUCCCGGAUAGUUUUCCCUGUCCUAUUUGGAACCUUUAACCUMGUGUACUGGGCUACUUACCUCAACAGAGAACCGGUCAUCAAAGGAGUCAACAUAUUGGCUCCAACAUAGUGUCUUUGUCAAACACACGACCCUACCUUCAACCAUAUUGGCCUACAAGCUGCUGAAGAAAAUUAUACUGUGUCACAAAGGAUGGGAGAUGUCAUGGGUUCUGUCUUUCUCAUACUGUCAUUUGCAUGAAGCUUUUAGAGAGAUACUCUAACCAUGUUUGCCUUAAUAUUCCCUCUUUAUAYCUACUGUACAUUGCUUUAAUUCAACAAUGACAUUUUGAAAGUGAAAAUCAAUGACAUUUUGAAAGUGAAACUCRACAAGGACAUUUUGAAAUGCUGCAGUGUGGACAUUUGUCCUGGCCUCAAAUUAAUUGAAAACGGUCAAUGGCAUUUAUGUUGUUGUUUAUAACCCUGUCAUCUUGAAGAAUAAGAGACUGAGAAACACAUGCUGUGUUAGUAAUAUGAAGUAAGAUAGCGGAAGCUAGGAUGGUAAGGAAAGUGGCGAAUAAUGAUUUUCAGUGUCAUUUCCAGUCAAUUUGUAAAGUUUGUAUAAUACUGCGGACAAAUCUCUCUUAUCUCUAUUGGAUACAUAUGUUGUUAUACUUUUGUCAUUUUUGCCCAUCUCACAUGUACUGUUUGUACAAUUUAAAAUGUUACUAUUUCUUACCUCUAUCUAUAUAAUGUACAGAUUAAUAAUUUUUUGACAAACUUGGCUCUAACUGUGGAGACAGAGGCCAAAUAAGCUAGCAAGAUACAACGCUGUGAUGUAAUUGAGGAUACAGUCUAAUCAACCUAGGUGAAAGUGCACAGUGGGAAAAUUCUAAUCAUUACCAAGUUAUAAAAUGGUUGGUUGAUAAGGUCUGACUUUUUCAAUUGCAAUGAAAGCGUUUUCCCUCAGCUAGAGGGAGYGGAUGCCGACUUAGAAGUGUUGAGCUGCCCUUUGUUGUGAAAGGUUGAACUCAUAUACUGUAAAAGGAUCCGUUUUCAGGGUCGUGUUCCUUGGGCAUCAAAUGGGGAAAAACGGACUGAAACAGGGAUGGACUUCCUGSAUUUGUUCAAUAAGAAACACUUGUUUCAUUUACCGUUUCAAAACAUUUUGCCAUAGUUUGCCCUACUGAACACAGCCCUUCUACACUGCUGUCCUAUCCUCAUUGUGUCAUGACUAGAUUGGCCCCAGUCCCUGAAGUCCGCUAGGAUUUAAUUAGCCUGGGAUAAUGAGCUUGUACCUGUUAAACACUCUAUCUGAUAUGGCCCCUGGAGAGAGAACCAACCACAUGGGACUGACCACCCACCCUCACCCCAGGCCCAGAGCGCUUUGUUCAGGGUACGGAAAGGAGAGCAUGUGGGUAGGGCUCUGGGGCAUGGUGCCUCUGUGGUAACACCUACUUUCUUGUUACAGACUCAAGAGAUCGAGAUACGGUAUCUUUUUUUUAAAGAGAGAAAGAAGAAUAAUGGAURAAACAWGAAAKAAUAMGUUUGUGCUUCAAGGYCACCGUACUGGAGAGAAAAAAGAAUCCCCACUUCAGUAAAAGAUGGAGAUACAGCCUAUAUGAAACAAGCUGUUCCUGAGAAUCAUAUAAACUCGUUGACACAGCAUGUACAGAGAGAAAAUAAUGGAUAAUUAUGGAUAUGAUGAUGGAUAAUAUUAGUGACUGAUGGAUACUUUAAAUGUCACUGACUUUACAGUUCUCAUUAAAGUAUCAUGUUGUAGAUAACACAAUAACUGUACAUGCAUUAUUAUUAAUUAUUUUAUAUUCAAAUCUCCUAGGCAACAAAGACAUUCUUCAUGUAUAUAGAGACAGUGACUAAAAUACCUCUUUAUUUGUAUGUCUCUAUGUGACAUCUUGUGUUAAAGGAAUAAUCCACAAAAAAAACGUGUAUGUCAUUUUUUCAUUAGUCCACAUUUGAUACAGUUCCAAAAUUGUUUUGCAUGUCAGCAAUCAUGUUUUCAAGAUAAAGGACUA
Messenger RNA from Salvelinus sp. IW2-2015, 3086 nucleotides. NCBI's taxonomy places the organism in Eukaryota, Metazoa, Chordata, Actinopteri, Salmoniformes, Salmonidae. The record is from RefSeq and is a predicted model, not a curated record.